UUCCCAUCUGGAGACGGGCGGGGUUAGGACGCAAUCCGCGUCCCGGGGUCUCACCCAAUCCGCUCUCCCGCGUCACUCUGUCGUCCUCUCUUUCUUUGCAUCGACAUCACAAUCACUCCCUUACCAAAUCACGGCAUUGCAGAAGUAGUGAUGAACGGCUCUUCUCCUCCAACAAGAUGCAUGAAUUCUCAACUGUCGAUGGCUUCAUGGACGUGAAUGAAUCCUUGGGUGAAAUGAUAAAAUACAUAGCGAAUGAGCCCUCAGUCGGGCUUUUCUACGUCCAGCAACACACCCAAAACGCCGUCCCCAACCUCAUCCAUAUCAAGGAUAGAAUUGUCGAGAACUCUCGUGAAAUAACCCUGCACACAGAAGACUUGGAAGAUUCUAUUGCAAUGGUGAGGUCGAUGAAGGAUUGUGGCAUAACCAUUGCUGAUGAAAUGAAUAAAGACAUCAAGAGAUCUCUACUCAUGAUGUCAGCAUCUCAACCAAAGAAAGGGUUAAUCCAGAACCCAAGUUUGGGUUUUCAGAUGGGAAGAAGCAGCUCUUGGGGAGCCGCAGGCUUUAGCUUUAAUGCAGGUCGUGCCCAGCAGGAUGGUGGGAGCAGCGGUGGUUAUCUCUCUACAGUUCUAAACUCGGCAAAGCAGAGAGCUGCAUCUCUUAGAUGGUCCCAACUAGAUGCUUCUCCAUUGGGAGACCCAAAGGGUGAGAGGCUCAUUUCAUUUUCUACACCGCCUGUGUCUGUGGUAGCUGCUGAAGUAAUUUCAACUCGUACGGAUAUGGAAGCUGAUGAACUGCCCUUGUCAAGCCAUAUGGUGGAUGAGCAUUUCGAUUUGCCCACUAUCAUUGACGAAAGCUCCUCAGCCCAUGAUCCAUCACCGAUGUUAGAGAAUUAUGAGAAGUAUAGAUCCGAUCAAGAAGCCAAACUGGCGGAAUGGCUGGAAGGGAUUGAAAACCGGAGUGGAUCCGUGGACACAAGUCGGGUCAACGUGAGCUAGCAGUCUGGGGUGGUUUUGCAUGGAUAAUACUGCUCAAACGAUAUAAAAGCUUGUAACUUAUAUUUGUUGAGUAUGAUUAGGGGUGUCUCAGUGACUGCUCUGCUCUUUAUUGGGGGACCAUCUUGUCAAUGGUGAGAUCUGUAAUGAUUUAUGCUCUACAGAGAUGUUGUAUGUAGCACCCUUCUAAUUGCUACUGUGUUCUAUUUCUGAGGUAUUGUACAA
Messenger RNA from Magnolia sinica, 1217 nucleotides. RefSeq lists its product as uncharacterized. The coding region runs from base 177 to 995 and encodes 272 amino acids. The record is from RefSeq and is a predicted model, not a curated record. Lineage: Eukaryota; Viridiplantae; Streptophyta; Magnoliopsida; Magnoliales; Magnoliaceae. The transcript has 4 exons.